UUUUAAUAAACGAAUUGGUUAAAUAUGAAUUUUCACAAAUUAAUUCGGUCUGCUGAAAGUAUCAUCGGACGUACGAGAUAUUAUAGCAGCGUUGCGAAGGAAGAGCUGCCGGCAUCAUUUGUUGUGGAGGAUGUGGAAUAUGUGCCUGAGCGGGAUAAAUCUGGACUGCGGCGACAACACAAAAAUGUGCUCCACGAAACAUUGCCAUACGACGAGGCACAUUCCUGGAUACAUUUGACUGAAAAGUAUCAAAGAACCCUGUAUGGGCGUUAUGGGUCGAAAAGUAAUGUCAAUCCUAAAAUAUGUUUCGGCACACUAGCCGAACGAACAAAAGCCCAAGAGCUGCAAAGCAUUACGCAACCUGAGACUUUGCCGGAAUUAUUGGAAAAACUUCGCAUUAAAAAAGAGGCGAAGCAAGCAGCUAUAAAUGAACGCGAAGAGAACAUACAAAAGAAGCUGGACAAACUGGAGCAAUGGAAGGCAGAAUUAAACGCAAAGGUUGAAAAACGUAGAGCAGAUGCCGCAGCUGCCAUUCAACGCAAGGAACGUUUAAUUGAAGAGGUUCGUCGGCAUUUCGGAUUCAAGGUGGACGUACGUGAUGAACGCUUCAAGGAAAUGCUCGAACAAAAGGAGAAGGAGGACAAGCGCAAACAGAAGGAGGCCAAGCGAAAGGUCAAAGAGGAGAAGAUGAUGGCGAAAUUAAUUCAACAAACAAGCUAAAAUAAUUGUUUUCAAUUAUAUAUUAAUGUCAGAUGGCGAUUUGUCAUAUUUCAUAAUUCAUAAAAUGUUUCUACAUAAAUAAGAUCAGUUUGAAUUGAAAAGCUUUAA
This is a messenger RNA of Drosophila arizonae, 828 nucleotides long. RefSeq names its product growth arrest and DNA damage-inducible proteins-interacting protein CRIF (gene CRIF). The record is from RefSeq and is a predicted model, not a curated record. Gene Ontology annotation, cellular component: mitochondrion; nucleus. NCBI's taxonomy places the organism in Eukaryota, Metazoa, Arthropoda, Insecta, Diptera, Drosophilidae.